AUGCAAAAGAAUUGCCCACCACAUGUUCGAUGGGAAGCUCCAAAGAGCUUCCCCAUGGUUCAGAAGAGAGCAAUUACCAACAAAUUUACCUUUCACAAUGUACAUGCUUCGGUUCCUUCAUCCCUCCCUUCCGAUUUCCUUGGCAGUGUAUUGAAGAGAGAUUUCCUGAGUCCUCCUGCCCCUAUUCAGUUCAGAGUUGAAGAAUGGUGUGCCAUGUAUAUCCGUGUUAAGCGUAGUAAGACAACUUACUUUAUCCAGUGUGAACCAACUGAGACAAGUUUAGAUAUUAAGCAAAAGUUGCAUGAUCUUAUUGAUCAACCAGUAAGUGAUCAGCGCUUGAUCCUAGUCAGUACUGGGGAAGUACUGGAGGAUUCAAAGUCAUUGGCAGAUCUGAAGGUUGAGAAUGAUGCCAUUGUGGCACUGACCUUGAGAAAAGGUUGA
Messenger RNA from Prunus armeniaca (apricot), 441 nucleotides. The record is from the annotation of a GenBank genome assembly. Lineage: Eukaryota; Viridiplantae; Streptophyta; Magnoliopsida; Rosales; Rosaceae.